Messenger RNA from Purpureocillium takamizusanense, 2152 nucleotides. RefSeq lists its product as uncharacterized. The transcript is spliced from 3 exons. NCBI's taxonomy places the organism in Eukaryota, Fungi, Ascomycota, Sordariomycetes, Hypocreales, Ophiocordycipitaceae. The record is from RefSeq and is a predicted model, not a curated record. Bases 448 to 1704 code for a protein of 418 amino acids. Gene Ontology annotation, biological process: chromatin remodeling; regulation of DNA-templated transcription. Gene Ontology annotation, cellular component: nucleus; chromatin.
CAACGACUGGUCAUCGGGCAUCAACUUUGGCGCCGCGCAGCGGUACAACUCGUGCGAGCAUCGGCGUCGGUGUCAUGCGCGUCUGACUGGCUUCAACAGCUGUCUUUGAGCCCUCAGCCCUGACCCUGGUCCUGGGGACCGGUGCAGCAAGCGUGCCGUGGGCGGAUCAGUAAGUCACGCCGUUAUUCACCUUGUCUUCGCUGUGCGCCCGUGUCAAGCCCGCAACCGUUGCCGUCGCGCUACCUCACUCAAUGGCAGAAGAGUGACGCAGCACAUCACGUAGUGCGUGUGUUAGUUGCACGGCAGUGAGGGCGCGAGUGUCGCUGUCGCUCUCACGGUCCUCGAUCUGCAAGUCAUCUCCGCCAGCGGCACCAGCUCGACAUCUCACAUACAUAGCCCCCAACUUGACAUCAUACUUUUCUGACUGACUCGAAAGACGCUUUCAAAAUGUCGACGGAGGCGCCAUCGAAUGGCGCUGCGGAACCUCCCAAGCCGACCACAUCCGAGGCGCCGCCCAAAUUCUCCUGGCUCCAAGCACACCCAGUAUUUGUCAUAAUACUCGUCGGCACCGACGAGCAGCCCUUUGGUAUCCAAAAGGACUUCUUGUGCGACCGCUCCGAGUUCUACCGCAACCAUUUUGCGGAAAAGACGGACAACGAUGCCCUCGAGCACGUCGUUAGGCUGCCCGACUGCUCCAAAGAAGUGUUUGGCCUCGCACAGAACUACCUGUAUACCGGCGUGUUGAUUGCUGAUGAGUCCAACGUGCCGUCGUACGAGUCACUGGUGGGCCUAUGGAACCUCGGCCACAAGCUCGGCGUCGAUGGGCUUUGCGAAAAGACACUCGAUGCCAUGAAGGAGUGCCGCAAACUCACCGAGAGAAUCCCCGCCACACCGCUUCUCAUACAAGUAUGGAGGGACACACCUGAGGGGUCGUCCAUCCGGCUCCUGCUGCUGUCUUGGGCAGCCGAGUACAUGCGGUCUUCCGAUGCUCGUGCGGAAUUUGCCAAAUCCCUGCCACAAGAGGUCUUGAGCGAGCUUGUUGUUGCCAUGAGCUCGUUCGAUGUGUCGCCGGUACCGCACGCACCGGCCGACUUGCCCGCUGUCAAUACUACGCCGGCACUUCCUAGGAAGAACGUUCACUACCUCGACGAGGGAAUCGACGAGGAGAUGCUGAAUAGCAUUAAGAAGAAUAGGAGGACUAGCGGAGCCCCAGGCGCCGUCGCUUCACCGCUGGACCCAGCAGCCGCAGGACGCAGAGCCGCCCGAACGGACCUGCCCAAGACGCAGAAGAGGAGGACUAGCGCUGCCUUGGUGGACGUGCGAAACUUUACGACAGCGCAGAAGCUGGAAUUCUGCGCCGAUCUACUGAACAGGAUGCUUUCAGGUCCAGGGUUUUGGACACGCCUUGUUGGACCGUUCAAAGACCCCGUGGAGCCGGUCGAGGAUGGCGUGCCCGAUUAUCUCGACAAAGUCAAGCGGCCAAUGGAUCUGAGCACGAUUAAGGCCAAGAUGGACCGGCGCGAGUAUCCCAAUGAAGAGGAUUUCGUGCGUGACGUGCGGCAGAUCUUUGACAACUGCUUCACAUACUGGAAGAAGGGUGAUCCGAUGUGGGCCGCCGGGGAGAAGCUGCAACGCACGUUUGAGGAGAAGUUUUCGCACAUGAACAAGUGGAUCGCCAAGAUGGGCGGUGACGAAGGCGAGUGAGCGCCGCGCCUUGUAGCGCGCGAGAAGGGGGUUUCGGUGUGCACGGCGGAUACGACGUUGCACCAAUACGCUGUACCAUUUUUCGAGGCUAAUGCUGUGUGUAUACGGUCCGGCACCGCUGCGGGAGCAGCAUGAAGUCUGUAUGCUGGCAGAUGGGGGCAGAGAGGGGCCUUCAAAAGGAGGGUUUGCCCUCUUGCCGUACCGCAUGAUGAGGAGAGCCCGGACCGAUUGUCGUUGGCGAGGGCCACGGCGGGAAUGUACUACCACUACUGUACAAGGGGUAAUGGCGUGAGGACGCAGGUAUCGCCGGACGCCGGUUGGCGAAGCUGAGGAGAAGGUCUGCUGGGGGACGUAGUUCUGACGCCGCCGUGCGCCAAUCGUUUUUUUACUGCGGUGAUGAAUAGGAUGAGCAUUGGGCCGAGCUUCGUUGGCCUGCCCGGUUGUUGAA